UUGUAAAAAAUUUAGGUUCGGAGAGUUUCCGAAGAUUUCCGAUGAUGACCGAAGCUGAAAACACGCAUGCGGCCUAGUCUUGAUUUUUUUGGCGGGCAACCAGAGGGGGAUCAUUGCUACACACUGAAAGCAGUGCUGUUGGAUUCUACUUCUAUCGUCCUACAAAGGAUGGGAAAGAAGAAAAUGAAGAAAUCCGGAGCUGAGAUGGAGGAAGAAGAGGAGCCUGAAGAGUAUGUUGUGGAGGAGGUCCGGGACCAGCGUAUACGUGGUGGCAAGGUGGAGUUCCUUCUCAAGUGGAAGGGGUACUCUGAGAUCGAAAAUACUUGGGAGCCAGAGGAAAAUCUUGACUGUCCUGACCUGAUCGCUGAGUUUAAGAGGAAGUACAACCAAAAUAAGGCAACCAAAACAGAAGAAAAGAAGAGAAAAUCCACAUCCACAGUCAAUGGCACAGAAGAAUCCAAAAGGAAAAGGAAGGCAGAAGAGAAAAGUGCCAGCCCCAGAAGAGGCAGGACCCACAUGGUGAUGUAUGAGGAUGAUGAGGACAAACCACGCGGCUUUGACAGAGGGCUCGAGCCAGAGAGAAUCAUCGGGGCUACAGAUUCCAGUGGAGAGCUCAUGUUCCUCAUGAAGUGGAAGGGGAGUGAGGAGGCAGACCUGGUUCCUGCGCGGAUAGCCAACGUUAAGUGCCCGCAGAUUGUCAUCCAGUUUUACGAGGAGAGGCUGACCUGGCAUUCGUACCCCAGUGAAGAGAACCAGAACGACUCGGGCAGCACUUCAGAGACUACGAAUGAAGUCUGAUGACAGCCUAUUUUCCAGAGUUAUUUUUUUCUUUCAUAUCAAAAGAACUUUUCCAAUAGGAUAAAAAGAAGAUGUUGACGUACCAAGAAUCAUAUUCUUCUGUAGUGGGUACUCUUUGUAGGUCACUGUAACUUACACUGAUAUAAUUACGUGUGCAUUGGGGACACACUUAAUGAUAGGCCAACUUCUUAACUGUGUAUGUCUCUCUGUAAUAGUUAGGUUACUUCAGCAAAAGGAGAGUAUUUGUAUAAGUAAAACCAUUCCCCACCUAUGAGUAUGUUUGGUACUUAGAGAUUUUGGCCUUUUCCAUGUAAAAAAAAAAACGAGGUUGGCGAUUUGGCAUCUUUCUGGUAUGAGGCCAGACAAAGAGAUAAGAAAAGACUUGUAGGCUUCUAAACUGUUGUAGGUAUAAAGGCUGCUUGGAUAUAUGUCAUUUAUUGCAUGGGUAUCGCCACAUUGGAAGUGGGACAUUCACUAGGAUUCGGUCUAUAGCACAAAUAUUUAAAGAUACCUUACAGAGUGGACUACAAUUAGGUUGUUCCAAGGGAGUAGCAUAUGAUCGGGAAAAUCUUGGUUUCCUUGUUCAGGGAAAUGGUAAACAACACUCAAAAAUCAUGGUAUAGUUUUUGGAUUAAAGGGUAUUUGAGAAUGUUCAACCUGUAUCUUCUCAAUGUGGCGAACGGGGCUGCAAGGAAAAGGAAUGUGUAUGUCUUUGGUUUUGUAAAUAGGCUUCACCCAAGUCAACAUAAGAUGCCAUCCAUAGGGAAAGGCUAAUCGCUGGAGGAAUUUUAGUUACAGCUUUUUUAUAUGAUGUAGACGGUUGAGCUGUUAAGCAUUUUAUGUAGAUGGCUUGUAGUAAACACCCCUGCAUAGAUAGUGGCUAUCGCUUCUUGCAUUUGGCAGUCUGUACCCGAAGCCAGUAAUAGAAUUGUUUUGUCCCAUUGAUUAAUUUGUAGUAUUGAGAACGUAGUUUUUUCAGCAACAUUUUUGGAACAUGUAACAUUUUACAUUAACCUCCCGAGAUGACCAGUAACCGACUUAUUCCAUUUUAUUGCAGUUCAGAGUGAGUUAUUUCCUGUCAGUACAGGCACCCUCAUGUAAAAAAUCACUGUAACAAACUAACUGUAUUGGUGUGUACUAUAUUGAGUGUGGAGUGCUUGGACACAAAGGCUGUGCUUGUCGCUUAAUUCCCACUUUCUUACAAAAAGUAAUGACAGCAAAGUACAUGUACUACAACAUUUCUACUUACCUAACAACUUUCAGAAACAUUUAAUCAGUGGAACAACUUUUUUCAUAAACAUUUUUGUAAUGUAUGUGCUCCUAUUAAUGUCUGUCCCAUAAUUACUUGAUAUUAAUGUGACACACUAUAGCCAGCAGAAGUUGGCUGUUAUAAACAGUUUAUCACUUAUGCUGGAAUACUUGCAAGCUCAGAGGGUCUAAAUUUUUGUCAGCUUGUACAUUUUGAACACUAGGUACUGACGUGUUGUACUGAUGCUUUGGCUCUUUAGGGACACACCUUUCUCUGGAGUAUUAGUUGUGUAUUUAUGUUUAAUAAAAGUUCUUGUGUACAGA
Molecule: messenger RNA, 2370 nt
Organism: Branchiostoma floridae (Florida lancelet)
Lineage: Eukaryota; Metazoa; Chordata; Leptocardii; Amphioxiformes; Branchiostomatidae
Product: chromobox protein homolog 1-like
Exons: 6
Coding region: 67-798 (243 amino acids)
Biological process (GO): chromatin organization; negative regulation of transcription by RNA polymerase II
Cellular component (GO): pericentric heterochromatin; nucleus
Molecular function (GO): chromatin binding
Source: RefSeq, a predicted model, not a curated record